Messenger RNA from Bursaphelenchus okinawaensis, 2543 nucleotides. NCBI's taxonomy places the organism in Eukaryota, Metazoa, Nematoda, Chromadorea, Rhabditida, Aphelenchoididae. The record is from the annotation of a GenBank genome assembly.
AUGUUCGAAACGCUGGAUCAAAGAACAAUCGAAAGCGAAUCGCCAGAGGUCGAAGCCGGUUCACCGACCGACCAGAGUUGCAGCAAUGAAGAUGUAGAGGACUACCAGCCAUCGGCCGAUGAUCAAGGAAAGUGUUGUUUAGUUUGUGGUCACAUCUCACACGGCUGCCAUUUUGGUAUCUUGGCGUGUCGGGCGUGCGCCGCGUUUUUUCGGCGGACGGUGGCGGAGAAGAAGGUCUACAAGUGUAGGCAGAAUGCCAAAUGUCCGAUUCGAAAAGGUGAGUUAGUUUGAGGUAGAGGUUAACGUUUUCAAUGAUUUUAUUGAUGCUUUACAUCAGUCUGCUAACAGAUGUGAUGAUUUUGCUGUCAAUUUUGUGUACCUAUUCAUUACUUAUGUUGAGGUAGAAAGAAUGAGGCUUUCAAAUGAAGUUUUUGGUUGAUUCUUUUCACAAAAAUCAUAAAAAAUAGACUUUUUUUCAAAUUCAAUUUGUAUUUUAUGGCCACAUUUUCAGAAAUGCGAAAUAUGUGCCGAGCCUGUCGAUUCAAAAAGUGUAUUGCUUUGGGCAUGAACAAAAAAGGUAGGCAUUUCCACUUAUCAUUUUCUAAAUUUACACUUAUCCGUUACUUAAAUUGCUCUCAACUUCAAGUAAUUUUUUUCAAUUGAUCUCUGCCGUUUCAAAAUUCGUUAUUUUAUAAAAAGCAUGAACACUAUGUGCCUAACCUACAUUUUCGGUUACAAAAUACAAUUUUCAAGAUUAGUACGGUUACUGUACAAUUAAGCACUUUGAAGUUUGAAUAAAAAGUAGUUUUGUGUAGCGUUUCCCACGUUAUUUUUUGGAUCCAAAAGACCGAAAUUAAUAAGUCACAAACGGUCACAAAAUCCAUUUUAAAUGACACUCACCUACUUUUCGUUUUUUAAAACAGUGUCAUAUUAAUAUAAGAAUAAUAAGUGUCGUAAGAUACAAUUUAUAAUUCAAAAAUGUACAAAGUUAUGAUGAACAUUUAAUAGAUGUAUAUAUACGAAAGACCUCCAAAUUUGAAAAAAGUAACCUAAAAUACGAAUUUUCAGACGUACAAAUGAAUCGAGACCCAAUUGGCAGACGAAAAGAAGUAAAAACAGUCGACUGCUGUGGCCCAUCAGAGCCCUCAUCAUGUUAUCCAUCAUCUCAAUCUCAGCCCGACUCUACCGUAACCCCAAAUCUACUGUCUCCAACCUCAACCAUGUUCUCCUCCCUCGACCUCACCCAAAUCCCCUCAACCUUCCAACAAACCCUACUAGCACAAAAACAAAAUGAAUUAAAUGCCAAUGAAAACCAGAUGUUCAUGAUGCCAAACAACAUACGAAACAUGAAUCAAACGUCAGCAAUCGCCCUGCUACCUUAUACUCCACCAGCAGGUCCGAGUUUGCUACAGCGAAUGCACGAAGGCUACACGAACUACCAGUCAUCACAGAAGAGUCUCUACACCGUAAUGUACCCGGAGAACAUCUUUUCGGCCGACAAAUAUCGUAUGGUGAAACACUCGGAGCAUCUGAAGAUGGAGCGAGGCUGCUUGAGCUUGUUGUUCAGCAUGGUCAACGACUGGUUCCAGCCGUUUGACACGUUAUCCCACGAGAUCAAAGUUGUUGUGUUAAGGCAGUUCUCGUCCAGUUUUUCUCACCUUGAUCAAGCGUAUAAGACGAUGCAAGAGUACCCACAAGGGGACGACACACGGUGGGUGUUACAUUAUGGACAAUAUUGUGAUAUCACCAACUUUGAGCACUUCUUCGCGGAGGACAAAGACCCUUCGAUCGCGGCAAAGUAAGUUUUUGACAGUACUAAUGUUUAUUAUGUACUAUAGGUGGUAUUGCACAGGUAAUGAGGCUUGGUUUUGGCAGUUAGCGCCAAAACAGUGCUAAUUGCAGCCCCUUUAACUCAAUUUUUUGGUUUUUUAUGCCAUUUUUUAUUAAACAACAUACCGUAGUAACUCAUAAAGAAAGAAAACAGUAGAUAAUAACAAGUCAAAUCAAGUAGCAAAUGUUUCAGAAUGUGUCGACCCAUCAUGAUACGAUGCCGACACUUUGUAGCCAAGAUGAAGCGGCUUCAAGUCCGCGAAGUCGAGAUCGCUGCCUUAGCUGGAGUACUUUUGUGGAACGAAGUUGGCUUGGCGACUAGCUACGAAGGUUCGGAAAAGAUUCGGGAUCGCAUUUACUCUGAACUCCACAGCAACAUUAUCAUAACAUACGGUGUAAACGAAACGGGUGCGAGGAUGGGCGCUUUGUUGUGUCUGUUGAACGAUGUGCAGGUUAGUUUUUAUGAUUUUGAUCUGUUUUACUUGACUUUUACCUCAUUUUAGUUAUAUUAGCUUAGAACAAAAGUUAAAGUAGUUACCAAAAUAUCCCUUGUCAUAAACUUUUUGACCUGCCCUUGCUUUUCCUUGCUUCCAGAAACUGUUAAAACAAAGAUUAAUAUCUAUUUCUUUCAGGUUCUCCACAAACAAGCGGCAGAAUCCUCAAUCAUUUCCAAGAUGUUCAAUCCUCAUGUGUGUGAAAUGUACGACGAAUAG